Molecule: messenger RNA, 4542 nt
Organism: Myxocyprinus asiaticus (Chinese sucker)
Lineage: Eukaryota; Metazoa; Chordata; Actinopteri; Cypriniformes; Catostomidae
Gene: vash1
Product: vasohibin 1
Exons: 7
Coding region: 758-1891 (377 amino acids)
Biological process (GO): regulation of angiogenesis
Cellular component (GO): cytoplasm
Source: RefSeq, a predicted model, not a curated record
CAGCGUCAUAUAACGGGUCUGUGAGUGUGCGAUCUGACUGGGCGAUGGCUCGGACCGACAACCAACACAAUGGAUCUGUAUCUGGAAAACUAAUGUAUGGCGUUUUAUUGCAUUUAACUACAUGCGCGUAAAAGACAUUAACCGGGUGCGUUCGACAGCGGCAUGGUGACGUCAGAGGAGCGUUCAUCUGGGCGUCUUGAUCCUCCUCAGAUCCCUCGAUUUAACGAUACUACAUUGAAAUCUUCAGUCGAAGAUGAAAUGCUGUUUGUUUGUAAUGUAGCAAGGCAGAAUUAGUUUGAUACUGUAAUGAUCCAAAGACCCUGAUACUUUAGAUAUGCCGUUUAGAGGUGAUUUUUGUGUUGAGUAAAAGAGAUCCGAAUUUGAGAGAAAGACAUUUUAUUUUUCUCUUUUAUAUUUUGCAUACUGUCCAAUCUAGUAUGCUGGUUUAUAUAUGUUGACAGAGUUUUGGCUGGGGGCCAGUUUGUGUUUGGACACCCCAGCCACUGUGUGUUGACAUUUGACCUUUACAUUUAAUUAAUUUGGAAGACACUUUUAUUUAUACAGCUUAUUGUAAACUGAUAUUUUGUUAUUUUUUUUUAUUUUUUUUGUAAUCAGAAUGUGUUCCCUGGGAGUAGAACCCAUGACCUUGGUUUGCCAGCACCAUGCUGAGCUACAGGAACCCCUGUGAGAGUGUGUUUUGACCCAUUGAGUGUGUGUGUGUGUGUGUGUGUGUGUGUGUGUGUGUGUUUACGUGUCCAUGCCAAUGUCCUGCUGUGGGACGUCUCUCCAUCACGGUUCCUCUUCUCCGAGGAGAAUCAUCCAGAGUUCAGGCAUCAGGACUUGUCUGAAUCAGCCAUGUGCCAGUUCAUCAUCUGUAGGGUUCAGGAUGCUGCAGACUGCUGUGAGUUUGGAGGGAGUGGAGGAGAGAGAUGAGGAACCGGAGGAUGAAGGUGAAGAUCUGAGGGAUGGUGGGAUUCCCUUCAUCAUUAAUCGGGGUGGUCUGCCUGUGAACAAGGAGACGUGGGAGCAGAUGUGGAGGCAUGUCGCCCGUAUCCAUCCAGAUGGAGAGGCAGUGGGGAAGAGGAUACGAGGAACCAGCGAGCUUCCCAAAAUUCCAAUACCAAGUGUGCCUACAUUCCAGCCAAAUGCCAGUAUUGCCCAGCGCCUGGAAGCUAUACAGAGAUACAUCAGGGACUUGCAAUACAAUCACACUGGAACACAGUUUUUUGAGAUAAAGAAAACCAGGCCACUCACAGCAUUAAUGGACAUUGCCAAGGAAAUGACGAGGGAAUCGCUACCAAUCAAAUGUUUGGAAGCCGUAAUCCUUGGAAUUUACCUCACCAACAGCAUGCCGACCGUGGAGCGUUUUCCUCUCAGCUUUAAGACGCAGUUCUCAGGGAGCCAUUUCCGUCAUAUUGUGCUGGGCAUUCACAGCGGCGGGCGCUUCGGCGCUCUCGGAAUCAGUCGCCGCGAGGACCUGAUGUUCAAACCGCUGGAGUACAAAACGCUCUCUGACCUCGUGCAGGAGUUCGACGUGGCCUAUCAGGGCUACUGGCACACACUGAGCAAGGUGAAGAUCGGUCAUUAUGUGUCACAUGACCCUCACAGUGUGGAGCAGAUCGAGUGGAAGCAUUCAGUGCUGGACAUGGACAAACUGUCCAGAGAACAGCUGAAGAAAGAGCUGGAGAGACACACUCGUGAUAUGAGACUGAAGAUUGGUAAAACUGCUCCUCCAUCUCCCACUAAAGACAGGAGGAAGGAUGUCGGUUCUCCUCUGAGGAACCCCGGCAGCCCCAUGCGCAAGAGCAGCGACAGACGGCCGUCAGUAGAGAAGAAACCGGUACAGACUGGACCAGCUGCCGAUGUGAAUGGAUACCAGAUCAGGGUGUGAUGUCAUUUGUAAAUCUCAUAUCAAAGAUAAACUCUAAAAGAUGGACAAAAUACAGAAGACACAACUAGAAAUGGACUGAAGCUCAAUAGGAGUAUUAUGUUCACCUCUAAUGAAAAGUAUCGUGCUUCACAGGGAAUGUGGUCACUUAUAAGGGGUUUCAUUUAAGAAUGUUCAUUAAUAAACCUCAAAUGAGUCAGUCAGUAGAAUUGCCACACUAUGAACAAUAACCAUAUUUAUAUUCACUUUUUUUAAUUCACUUUUCACAAUAAUCUGUAAAUAUGGUGCAAUUAUCCCAUAACUCUACUGGAGACUAACCCUGCUUUUGUGGAGGAUAGUUUGCAAUCCAUUUAUUGGGUGCCUUUUUAUGAACUUUGUUUUUACAGACACAUGCAUGUUUACUUAUCUUUAAGGGGACAUACCAUAUUGUUUUUAUAUAAAACUAAUUAUAAUGACUAGACUAAUCCAAACUCUACACCUAAAAAAACCUUAAUAAUAGAAUAAUAAAAGACAUCAUUUAGUUUAUUUAUGAUUAAUUUUUCUAUUGAGGAUGUCCCUAUAUAAUCCCAAAGGAAAGUUUUGUCAUAAUGUGCUCUUUGCCCACAACUAAUAGUAUAGACAAAUACACGUUUUUUUGCACUUAGUAAAGCAUACUGCAUCUAUUUGUCUUGCAAUCACUGUUGAUUUGGAUAUGAACAGGACUUUAAUAUUUAGUCCAAAUAUAUUGGGUAUGAAUGAGUAAAAAGCUUGUAUCAGACUGUACUGUAGUUUGUGUUUUACUCUUUUAGCUGAAAAUUCCUGAAUCUUGGAAAUGUUUGGUUGUGUGUUUCUGUAACAUGCGAGUAGCAGGGUAUAAAGGCACUGAAAUAGGGUCAUGUUUUCAAGAAACGAUUAAAAUGGGCACCUUUAAAAUAUAUUAGUGUAUCUGAUUAGUGUUGCAAAUAAAUAUAUACAGGGUUUGGUCAUUAGACGUAGUGAAUGCAGCCCUAAUCCCCCAUAUGAUUUUGUAUUUAUUGACAGGAGGUUUUUUUUAGAUGUCACUUGUUGCUCUACACGUUAUACAUAUUUAAUAUUUUUAAGUCAACAUGAAAUUAAAAUUGACCCAGUUUACUUUCCUUAUACGUGUUCUUGGUCUUAUUGUGCAUGAUUCAUUGGUGCGCGUUAUUCCAAGGGAAAAAAGUGUUUCUAAUAGGGCUGUCGAUUUAACAUGGUAAUUCACUGCAAAUAAUUAUAUUUUAAAAAAUAACGUGUUAAAAAAAUUAUCAAAUACCCAGGCCGUAAUAUGAAAAAUUCCUACCAUUGGAGCAAUUCAAGUUUGAAGUACCACCUGUUUUCAGCAGGGGGCAGUAAGUGAAACUCAAACAGACUGAACACACAACAAACCACAGCAGACAGAACAAGAUGAGAACGUAUUUGUGUUCAAACACAGCUGAACGGAGCGCAAUUCCCAAUGCAGGGAUCCCAAAUCAUGUUUUUCGACGUUUCAAACUACUUCUAACUUGACACAGCGAUCUAAAAACUGUCUGUUUAUGAUGCGACACAAGCAAAGACACUCCAAAUGUGCAGCAGUCACAGGUGUACAUUGACACGGCAUUAGAAAAGCCCUUAUAAUACAUCUAUCUUGGACUGAUUGACGAAUUCAGUUGUAAAAUGGAUUGCUGUGGACUGUAGGCCAAUGAUUGGCUUAUGUUCAGUAAUGUGGAAACAAACAAUAAAUUGCAAUCUAAAGCCACUUUUUCAACACUUUACUCAUCUGCAAAAAUGUAAUGCAUUUUAAUUACCUAAAUGAUUAUUUUUAAAAUAUAUAUUAUAAUUAUAAAAUAUAACUAUAUAUACUUAUUUAAUAAUUAUAUAUUUAAUUAUUGUCAUUUGAAGGGCAUCCUUAGCAAAUAUUUGCAUAUGAUCAGAUUCAUUUGAAUUGGCAUAUCAUGUUAAUUCGAUAAAAAAUUGUAAUCGAUUGACAGCCCUAGUUUAUAAUCUUUUAUUAAAAUAUAAUCACUUGUUUUGUCUUUUCAUCUGACAUCAUCGAGCCCUCUUUAUUUUUCAUUGUCAUCUAGAGACAAUUUAUACCAUCCAAUCAAUUCCUCACAGAUUAAAUCUCACCCUCCAUUUUUUCCUCAUUACAAAUCUUGUUUCACUGAAAUACGACCCAUUACGGAAGUAAAAUGAGUUGUACAUUCUGUUUCAUGUUGACCUGAAGAUGUUUUAUUAGCAGUUUCCUGAUCUACUUUUUCUGUACUUUUCAAUUUCAUCCUAAAUAUUAGAUUAUAUUUUUAUAAAGAAUACACUAAACACUGAAAUGUAGUAGAUUAUAGACAUGUUUACACACUGGUCUUGCAUUUAGCCAAACAUACUUGUGAGACACUAUGAAGUACACUACAGUACUGUGUACUAGUGUGAAUCACUCCAGAAGUGAAUGGUAAUUAAAUGCUCUUGUUUGUUUUAACCUCUGUGUUGUCGUGGCGUGCUGCUGUCCUGCAUAAAUCACUUAAUACUGUUUGUUUUUUUCUAUUUCUGAGAACAAAUGAAAUGUAGAGUUAAUCUGUGAUGUCACAGCACUGUAUUAUAUGUCAUUGUUACACUUACUAGCCACUUUGACACUUGAAAUUGAAAUGUAUGAUUUUUGCCUUGUAUAAAAAACAUUUUGAUCCUUU